GGGGGCUGCAGGAGGCGAGAGAGACGGAUGCCUGGCACCAUGGGGCAUGGGUCAGCUUCAGAACCACAGGUUUGUUGAAGACUGAGGCAUCAGCGCUGGCUGCAGGCUCGCUGACUGACAGAGGCUGGCACUGCCCUCCCUCCCCGCCAUGGCAGAGGUGGCGGCUGAGGUGGCUGAAGUGGCUGAGAUGCCAGCACAGAUGUUACCAGGGGCGAUGGAGACAUCAACACUGCCGUUAGGAGAGAUGAUGGAGAUGUCGACAGAGGUGACUGAGAUGACACCUGGGGAGGCCCUUGCCUCGUCCCUUUUCUUCCAGCACCACCAGUUCAUGUGCUCUGAGUGCGGCAGCCUCUACAACACGUUGGAGGAAGUCCUCUCUCACCAGGAGCAGCACGUGUCUGCUGUCACAGAGGAGGAGGCGCUGGCCACCCAGGAUGCUGGCCUGGAGCCAGAACUCAUGGCAGGCACCGAGGAUGGGCCUUUCCAGUGCGGGGAGUGCAGCCAGCUCAUCCUGUCCCCUGGCGAGCUCCUGGCCCACCAGGACGCCCACCUCCGGGAGUCUGCGAGCCAGAUCCAGUACCAGUGUGGGGACUGCCAGGAGCUCUUCCCCUCUCCUGAGCUGUGGGUGGCUCAUCGCAAGGCUCGGCACCUUUCCACUGUGGCAGCCGAACCACCCGCGCCGCCCCCUCUGCCUCCCCCGACCCCAGCACCUCCCCUCCUUGCCCCACCCGAAGUGAAGAUGGAGCCCUACGAGUGUCCCGAGUGCUCCACCCUCUGUGCCACUCCCGAGGAGUUCUUGGAGCAUCAGGGCACCCACUUUGACUCCCUUGAGAAAGAAGAGCGCAAUGGGCUCGAGGAGGAGGAGGAAGAGGAGGAGGAUGAGGAAGACGAUGAAGAGACAGAGGAGGAAGAGGAGGUGGUGGCAGAGGUGGGUGAUGAUGCCCCAGGAGGCGACAGACCCACAGCUGGCCGGGCCCAGGGCUGUGGGGACUGUCCCCCCCGCUGGACGUCAUCCGAGGCACGCCGGCGACACCGGCGGGCAUCCCGUGGCCCGGCAUCGGCAGCCCACCCGUUCCACUGCGACCAGUGCCAGCGCAGCUUCAGCUCCGCGAACCGGCUGCUGGCUCACGGGCGGGCGCACGUCGGUGGCACGCACGAGUGCACCACCUGCUCCAAGGUCUUCAAGAAAGCGGCGUCACUGGAGCAGCACCUGCGACUGCACCGCGGCGAAGCCCGCUACCUCUGUGUGGACUGCGGCCGUGGCUUCGGCACAGAGCUCACGUUGGUGGCUCACCGGCGGGCACACACCGCCAACCCCUUGCAUCGCUGCCGCUGCGGCAAGACCUUCAGCAACAUGACCAAGUUUCUAUACCACCGGCGCACCCACGCGGGCAAGAGCGGGGCACCCCCCGCGUUGGCGGCCAGCUCCCCGGCUCCCGCCUCCGAGCCCUCGCCGCCCCCACCGCCGCCGCCUCCCGCCCCGCCUGCCCAGCUGCCCUGCCCCCAGUGCCCCAAGUCCUUCGCCUCGGCUUCCCGGCUCUCCCGGCACCGGCGUGCGGUCCACGGGCCUCCCGAGCGGCGUCACCGCUGCGGGGUGUGCGGCAAGGGCUUCAAGAAGCUGGUCCACGUGCGCAACCACCUGCGGACGCACACGGGCGAGCGGCCCUUCCAGUGUCACUCAUGUGGCAAGACCUUUGCCUCUCUGGCCAACCUCAGCCGCCACCAGCUGACACACACGGGCGCGCGUCCCUACCAGUGCCUGGACUGUGGCAAGCGCUUCACGCAGAGCUCCAACCUGCAGCAGCACCGGAGGCUGCACCUGCGGCCCGUGGCCUUCGCCCGCGCGCCCCGCCUUCCCAUCACCGGUCUGUACAACAAGAGUCCCUACUACUGUGGGACCUGCGGUCGCUGGUUCCACGCCCUGGCAGGCCUGCGCCUGCACCAGCGGGUCCACGCCCGAGCCCGGGCCCUGACCCUGCAGCCGCCCCGAUCGCCACCUCCUCCCCCGCCCCCGCCACCUGAGCCGCAGCAGACUAUCAUGUGCACGGAGCUGGGGGAGACCAUUGCCAUCAUCGAGACAUCCCAGCCGCUGGCACUUGAGGACACGCUGCAGCUGUGCCAGGCCGCCCUGGGGGCCGGGGAGGCGAGCGGGCUACUGCAGUUGGACACAGCCUUCGUGUGACGCAGCCGAAGAGCAGCAAUAAGAGAGGUUGCAACAUCGAUCGUGGGCACCUCCGGGAGAGAGGGGACCAACCCCCCGAACCCCCUGGCAAGCCGCUCUGGCACCCAGUUGGGUACCAGGAUCCACCCCGGCCUCUUAACCCACUGACUCCUCACAACGGCUCUGCCGGGUGCGCCUUGUCGCUUUUCUUUGCCUCAGGGGAAACUGAAGCCCUGAGACGUGACGUGAUCUGUCCCAGGUCACCCCAGUGCAUUACAAAGGAGCAUUUGCCGAGGCUCUUUGCUCUACACCUGUCACUCUGGUGCCCAGCAACGUCAGGUAACCUUUCCUGAGCCCCGAACAUGUGCCAGAUCUGUGCUGGGCCCUGUUGCAUACCUUUUCGGGUUCUCGCUUAUCCCUAAGACUGUCCCCUUCCCUGGACCCUGGGCACACAGGGACUUGGCUCUGCCUGGUGGUGAGAGAGGUACUUGACUUCUCUGGGCUUUCCUAAGCUCACUUAUGACAAUGUGGAAGGAAACCUCUAGGCAGCCAGGUACCCAGCUGCAGGCUGGGUGAUGCUGGGACCCCAGGAAUGACCCGGACCCAGACCCAGGCUCUUACGCCAGCAGGCGCUCAGUGGGGUACACACAAGUACAGAUGGCCUUGCUCUCUGA
Molecule: messenger RNA, 2835 nt
Organism: Hyaena hyaena (striped hyena)
Lineage: Eukaryota; Metazoa; Chordata; Mammalia; Carnivora; Hyaenidae
Gene: ZNF526
Product: zinc finger protein 526
Exons: 3
Coding region: 149-2182 (677 amino acids)
Source: RefSeq, a predicted model, not a curated record